AUGGCCGCCUUAAACUGUAACUUAAACGCAGUAUCAAUUAACAUAGCCAGUCCCCACAGUGUUCCGUUACUGCAGCUAAGCCUGAGCUCCUGUUCCAGUGACAGUAACGUUACCUGUUUGAACACUAGUCUUACCACUGAAACACAGACAACCUGAGCCUACAGAAGACGGUGAGAUCUCUUUUCUGCUGUCCCUCCCUUUUUCUGAGGAGGACCUGUCUGUCUCUGGCCACUACAGGAACACACUCCUGGACCAGAGCUUUUUUGGAAAAGUUCAGCCUCUCUCCUUCAGAUGA
This is a messenger RNA of Coregonus sp. 'balchen', 295 nucleotides long. NCBI's taxonomy places the organism in Eukaryota, Metazoa, Chordata, Actinopteri, Salmoniformes, Salmonidae. The record is from the annotation of a GenBank genome assembly.